AUGAAGGCCUCAUUCAUCGCUACCGUCGCCGCUCUGGCCGGCUCUGCUUUCGCCGCUCCCACCCCCGUUGGUGGUCUUGACAGUGUCCUCAGUGGCCUCAAGGUUGGCGACAUCACCAAGGAGCUCAAGCUUACUGAGAUCCCCGUUGUCUCUAAGCUCGGUGACCUGACCAAGGUCCUCAAUCUUCCCACCUCCCCCUCUGCCAGCAGCACUCCCGCUGUCCAGGAUGGUCACGUUGUUCAGAACCUCGGACCCCAGCUCGACAACAUCCUGACCGUUGUCGGCCCUGACGCCACUACCCUGCUCAUUGAGCUCUCCCCUGAGGUUUCAGCCCUUGUCUCCGGCCUUGGUCUCGGUGCCCUCGGCGCUCCCCUCGGUUCCAUCGUCGCCUCCGCCUCCGGCCUCGGUGCUCUUGUCACUGGCCUUGGCCCCGUCGUCGAUGGUCUCGUCACUGUUGUCGGCGCUGACGUCGGUGCUCUCCUCAUCAGCCUCUCCCCUGAGGUUGCUGGCCUCGUUUCCGGUCUUGGUCUCCCCACCGUUGGUGUCCCCGUUGGUACCGUCGUUGCUACUCUCGGCAAGAACCUCAAGCGUGGCGAGAUUGUCCAGGACCUUGCCCCCAAGGUCAAGACCACCCUGACUGUCACCGGCCAGAACGCCAAGAAGCUCCUCAUCGAGCUCUCCCCUUCCGUCACCUCCCUCGUUGCUGGCCUCGGUCUGACCACCAUCUCCGGCCCCAUUGGCUCCAUCGUUGCCGAGGCCGCUGACGUUGGUGACCUCGUCAAGGACAUCUCCGAGCCCAUCGAGAACCUUCUCCACAUUGUCGGCAAGGACGGCAAGAACCUCCUUAUCAAGCUGUCUCCUUCCGUCGUUGAGCUUGUCACUGGCCUCGGCCUUCCCACUGUUGCCACCCCUCUCGGUGCCAUCCUCACCACCGUCGCCCAGAACCUGUAA
This is a messenger RNA of Penicillium concentricum, 951 nucleotides long. RefSeq lists its product as uncharacterized. The record is from RefSeq and is a predicted model, not a curated record. Lineage: Eukaryota; Fungi; Ascomycota; Eurotiomycetes; Eurotiales; Aspergillaceae. Bases 1 to 951 code for a protein of 316 amino acids. The transcript has a single exon.